GCCUGCCGCGCGCGCCGGACUUCUAUGGUUGAGGACACUUCCGCCUCCUCGCCGGACUGAUGUCGGAAGACAAAGACAUUGCUUCAGUGCCUCAUUCCUGUGUCAAUAUCUACCUGCUUUUCAGAGAGAUACAAGAAGCCAGUAGACACAGGCUGCCAGACACAAUCACCAAAGACAUGUUCAGUUGGGACACAGUUUUCCAUAAAGACUCUCCAACCGCAUGUCAGAAGUACAGGGACACAGACAACCCUACACUAUACAGACAUCUGUGAAGAACAUUUCCCCGAGAAGCAAUAGUGGACCUCAAGGAUGCAGCAGGAUGAGCCCCAGAUCCCUUAUAUUAAAGAGGAAGAAAAGAAACACCCACAUUUUAAAUUGGAAGAGGAGGAGCCGCAGUACCCUCAGAUUAAAGGGGAGGAGGAGGAGCCAAAUCAACUCCAUACUAAAAAGGAGGAGAAGCCACAUACCUAUUAUUAUAUUAAGGAAGAAAAGGAGUCGGAGCCCUCCCUUAGUUUACAGAUAAAGAGGAGUCAUAGCGCUGCCCACAUUAAGGAAGAAGAGGAGGAACAUAUCAUCAGUCAGGAGGGAGAACAUCUUGAACGGUUACAGGAGUUCCCAGUGAUUGGUGUGUUUGUGAAGAGUGAAGAUGAUGUCAAAAGUGAAAGUGAGGAGAAGAGAGAGGCGGAGCUUCCAAGCAGCAGCUCAACUCAACACAUGACAACAGAAGCUGAUGGAGACCACUGUGGAGGAUCACAAGCAGACAAGAUCUUAGCUCCACUAUCAGACAGUGACGACACAACGUCUCACUCUCCUGACACUGAUGAUGAAGACUCUGAAGAUGAUAAGACACCUCACACUGACAACACACACUUUACAUGUUCUCACUGUGGCAAAACUUUUAAACACCAUUAUCGUCUGGUAAGACAUAUGAGAAUACACACUGGAGAGAAACCUUUUUCCUGCUCAGUGUGUGGUAAAGGUUUGGCACAUAAAAGUGUGCUGAAAGAACAUAUGAGAAUACACACUGGAGAAAAACCUUUUUCUUGUUCAAUUUGUGGCAAAGAUUUUAUUCGAAGCAACUGUUUGAAAACACACAUGACAACACAUACUGGAGAAAAACCUUUUUCCUGCUCAGUAUGUUGUAAAGGUUUUUCACAUAAAGGUGUGCUGAAAAAACAUAUGAAGAUACACACCGGAGAAAAACCUUUUUCUUGUUCAAUCUGCGGUAAAGAUUUUCCUCUCAGCUACCGAUUGAAAGUACACAUGACUACACACACUGGAGAAAAACCCCUUUCCUGCUCAGUAUGUGGUAAAGGUUUUGUACACAAAAGUAGGCUGACUGGACACAUGAGAACACACACUGGAGAAAAACCUUUUUCUUGUACAAUAUGCAGUAAAGGCUUUACUGAAAGGCAUCGUUUAAAAACGCAUUUGAUAACACACACUGGAGAAAAACCUUUUUCCUGCUCUGUAUGUAGUAAAGGUUUUGUAGAUAAAAGUGUGCUCAAAGUACACAUGAGAACACACAUUGGAGAAAAACCAUUUUGUCGUGUAAGCUGCAGUGAAGAUUUCAGUGAAAGGUAUCAGUUGAAAUCACACAUGAGAGCACACACCGGAGAUGAAUCCUUUUCCUGCUCAGUAUGUGGCAAAUGUUUUACACAUGCCUGCGGAUUAAAAAUACACAUGGAAACGCACACUAAAGACAAGCCUUUUUUUUGCUCGUUAUGUGGUAAAAGUUUUGCACGAAGUGGCGGAUUGAAAAUGCACAUGAGAAUGCACACUGGAGAAAAACCGUUCACCUGUUUAAUCUGUAGGAAAGGUUUUGUUCAAAGUCAAUGUUUGAUAGCACACAUGAGAACACACUGGUGAAAAAACAACUCCCUGUAUAAACCUCAACAAAAAGCUUUGGUGAACGGAUAAGCUUUGUAGUACUCAGAAUGCACAGUGUUGAGUUCAGUGAUGUGCGGUGAACUAUACACCAAUUGAGGCAUAGAUAUUUUUGGAGGUUUUUUUCUUCUUUUUUUUUAACUUAAAUUCAUAUGAGCAGUUCUAAACAUUGUUGAUUUAGGUUGCACAUUAGAAUAACAGGAAAAGGAAGGGAGUAAUUUGCUUUCAUAAAAACGUUAGAAUGAUAUUAUGGUAUGACAAAUUGGUCAAAAAAGUAUUUGACAAAGUUAUCAAAUACUGUUUGGUCCCAUUUUCUUUUAACAAAAUAAGUAUUGUGAGUGUAUCUUACCUUUCUGUAUUUGUAUCUGAAGCAGCAAAAACCCCCACAAAUGCUGGCCUACUCUAACAAAAAUGCCAUGUUUGAUAUAAAUACAGUCUUUUACCCCUCCUGGAGGCAAGGUGAGGCAGUGCCUCACUUGCCUCUCCUGACUGCACUUCACUGGUUGAGUUACAGUGUGUGAAGUAAAAGAGUCUCUCCUAAGUACCAGUGUAAGAAACACAAGUGUGCUGGUGUGUGUAACACAAUUUUGUCAAUAUGCGUCUGAGUCCUUUUAGAAAAGUACAUGAAUUAUUAUGUAAUAUUGUGUACUUUGAUUUUAUAGAACAGAACAAUUUAACAGAACAGGUGUAAGUUAACAGUACAAAACUUUGCACACACCAACAUGUGUAUAUAGAUAUUUAUGAUUCACUUCCAUAUUUAUUCUCAAUAGUGUUUUGAAUAGGCUAUUGUAAUGAAGUAUUGCAUAUAUUUAUUUUUAAUCGUGGAAUAUUCCAUGCAUGAAGUCUUUUUAUAUAAUGUACAUAUUUGUUUUACAUUUCUUCAUUUCUUUGCUUUUGAGUACACAUAUAUCCCUCUGAAUUCAUAUUUACUAGUUCACAUCUGAAACAUCUUCUGGACCACUUCUGGAAGCAUAUUAUUAUUUACUUUAUACAUUAUUUGAGCAGUUGUGUUUUAUACAAGAUCAUGUACUUUUAAAAUGUGUGAUUGUAUGAACUAUUGGGUUUUGUUUAUCCAUUCUAUUCAUUAUCUUUAUUACUCUUGUAUUGUGAAUAUUGUUCUGCGAUUGUUUUGUAUAAAUUUCCCCAGAUCUUUAUUCAAUAUACAAUGUAUGCUUCAACUAAACAGGGUUACAGUAAAUGUAGUUCAUGUUUAUAA
Messenger RNA from Nerophis ophidion (straightnose pipefish), 3103 nucleotides. RefSeq names its product gastrula zinc finger protein XlCGF57.1-like. Gene Ontology annotation, cellular component: nucleus. Gene Ontology annotation, biological process: regulation of immune system process; regulation of cytokine production; negative regulation of transcription by RNA polymerase II. Lineage: Eukaryota; Metazoa; Chordata; Actinopteri; Syngnathiformes; Syngnathidae. The coding region runs from base 310 to 1869 and encodes 519 amino acids. The record is from RefSeq and is a predicted model, not a curated record. The transcript is spliced from 4 exons.